UCCAGUGAAUCUCAAGUGUCUUGAACACUCCCCUGUAGCUUAUUAAUUUAAGUUAACAACAUCUGUGUUUAAAAAAAAUUCUCAUCUCUUAUUAUUCUUAUUAUCAAUGACAGUUGUCAGUUUGCUAAACUUCAGACAAUCUUAUCAACUCUGCUCAAGAUAAACCUGUGACAUUCAGUUACUAACAUCCAAACAAAUUGGGCGCUUUUAUUUCUUUAAAACUCAGUAGUUUACAUUAUUGAGAGUUGGUUUUUAUUUUUUUGUAAUAUUUCUUGAAAAGAUGGCAUCAAACGACCCUGAACUCAAAGAUACUUUUGGACUUCCUACCUGGAUGAAGACCAAACCUGUUAAAGAGUUUGAACCGUUUGCCAGUUCGCCUCCAGCACCAGAAGACUCAUUCUUCUACAUCCGCUAUCCAAAGCCAGAAAAUUUAUUUGACAAUACGAAAGUGGAGCAAGAUAUACCUAGGAUUCUACCAGACUCCAAGAAUUUGCUUGCCGCUGCACAAUUCAACGUAAAAGAAAAGGACUGGUCGAAACACACCAAGCCUUGCCAAGACGUGCUUCAUGGGAUUUCUAAUAUUAAUACGGCAGCAAGUUCCGUAACAUCGAAGUCUAAAUCUGCGGGUACCGACGACGGAUUCAAAGGCGAGGGUGCGGCAUGCGGCACUUCUGUCGUUAAGGUCGCACAUCAAAUGAUAUCCACCCGCGUUACUCCUCAAUCCCGUGGUUACACAGUGGCGGCCCCAGCAGACGACGCGGAAAGUAUCAGUGCCGAAGCUCAGCAUUACAAUUUGAUGGCUCGUCGAGGCAGCAAGAGUUUGCCUACCACUCCCUUGCAAUCCCCUCACUCGAGUCCAACCAGUCGGAGACGAAAAAAUGGUAACCGCUACUUCACGUCUCCGUUCGAGCCAGUCGGGGACGGCAGCAACCGCUCCUGGCUCACCAUGGCCCUUCUCGGUUUCAAGAAGGAUCUCGCCGCUUCCACUUCAACACUCGCAGAGGAAGACGCUAUUGAGGCCAGGUUACACGGUGGUUCUCUAGCGGAAUCUGUGGAAAACCUCGGUCCAGCACCAAAAGGCAAAGAGCCAAAUGUCCUUUCAAGCGAAGUUACACAACAGCCUAAGCUCUCGAAACCAGCUCACGCGUUCCGCCCAAAGCCAUCGGAGUUGCGAGAGAUGAACUUCUGGUCACCCACUUCUAUGUAAACAGAUAGGGAGGGUUAUUUUUAUUUAUAUUCCAUUUUUAUUUAAUACUCUCAAGCACGUGUGAGUUUUAUUUGUAAUGCGAAUGAGUGAUUUGAUCUAUACAUAAAUAAUAGUAUUUUUUUUGGUAAGUUACUUAUUUUAGGAUUGGCAUAACGGACUAUCUUGCUCAAGUUUACGUAAUGUAUUUAUUUUGAUAGUAAAAUUAUUUUGUACCCAAAUUGCAAAGUGCAUUGUCGUGUUCAGCAAAUAGGAACUAAGCAAGAAAUAUUAGUCUUGCUUUCGUACAAAAAAGAACAGUAUGUAUUAUUAUACUUUGAUAACCGUACUCUAUGAUACAAUACAUUUAAAGAUCUAUUAUGUAUUUUUUCUUGUGUGGUAUAUGAUAUGGUAAAUGAUACUAAAAUGUCACACUCAGAAUAAAUGCAUUAGAUAAAGUUGAGUUUACAGUCCUGAGCCCUUGAUAAGAACAGUCCGAAGUGUCAAUGAUUUCGUGCUCUUAUUGUUUGUAGUUUUUUAAUAUUACUUUGCACAAAAGACAUUUUUUAAUAAAAUUAUUUUGGCCUAAUGUAUGUCUGCCUGAACAAGUGUAGUUCCAAGUCCACAUUCGUAUUAUAAAGAAGAAUUCUUACAAUUCCUAAGUAGAGUACUAUCAUUGUUUUUCAAGUGGCUAACCAAUGUCAAUACUCUACAUGAAAUACGUGUUUUACCUUAAGAAAGUAUUGCAUGACUGAUAGCAUGAGGUAAAAAGCAUACAUGCUUCCUUAUUCAAGAUUCUAUUGUUCUAAGAUUCUAGGGUUGCUAUAUGUAUACAACUGUGUUUUAAACUUGUGAAAUUCGCGAACUUCGAUUUUUUUAGUUAAUAAUAUGAAUAAAUAUUGAAUUUACUUUAUUCAUUUUGUAUAACAGUUGAGUCAAUCAGUAGAGUUUGGCGCCGGCGCCACAGCUGCUGCACUUUUCUUGUCUGCCACCUCUGAUGUCGUUCGACUUAUCACUUUAUCGAUUAUGUUAAAACAAAAUCAGUACUUAGAUUACGUGACAACGCUCUAUGGCGGUAUUACACAUAAUGGAAUAAUAGUUUGUCCAGAAAUAAAAAAAUAUGUAAUCUAAAAUUCUCGUAUCGCUGGCAACCUUGAAUUACGCUUGAGGGAAAAUUGGCUUGAGGUAGCUUCAAAUAAACGCCAAGUUUGUAAUACAUUUCUAUUCAGAAAUAUGCUCUCUAGAUAUAUAAUAUGGGGUGAAAAAAAAACUUUUUAACUUAAAGUUUAUACUUCAGCUACACUUUUUUAAUAUUGUUUAAUAUUGUGAUCAUGUCGAGAGCGUAUCUUUUACUGGUGUAUUGCAUUAUUUAGUUAGAGAACAUUGAAUUUGACCUGCCUUGCAUUCGUCAUGGCAGAUUCACUUCUUUGUUAUCUAUUAUUCAAACCAACCAUUGUAUGUGCUCUCGCAUAUCCAUUUGAUUCAAAUUUAGAAACGAACGACGAUGGUUAAGUUAAUGUUCUGUUCUGAAUUAAUGAUUCCAUUAACUAUAAGCCAUUUCAAUGCGCUGAAUGUACGUAAAAGUAUUUAGAUGAAGGUAGAUGCAGUUCGUAAUUUUAUUGGAAUAUAUUUUGCCCUUAUAUAUCUAUUUGCAUAUCUUUGUGAUUUAUCAACUUAUGAUUAGUGAUUAUAACAUACAUAUGUAUAAGUACAGUACAAUAGAUACUAUAUUAUUAUUUUUAAUGGAAAUUAAUGCGUAAAAUCUACUUAACGUUCAAUUGCAUGAAUUAUUAUAUAUUAAGUAUUUAGUGACGUUUGUGUGAGAAAUUAUAUUUUUUGGUGGUUUUUUUUGUAUGGAUGGUUGAUUCAGUAAGUUUUUUUGACGAUGGCCAGAUUGUUGUAGAAAAAUAGAUACGUAUAUAAUUACGUUCGUAUACAAUUUACGUGUAUAAGAUCGUUGGUUGGAAUCUAUUUUCGAACCGUUCGAUUUUAUUUCACCCGUACAUAGUUUUGCCAGAUGUUUUGAUAUGAUGGUGGAUAUUUCGAUGAACUCAACAAAUGAACAUCUUUUGAAUAUUGACUUUGACAAUAUUUCUUUACGAUGUUAUUAUAAGAGUAUUGUUCUAAUGUAAGUAUGUAUAUCAUGUUCUGUUUUUUACACUAUUUUUAUUUAUUACGCGUUCGUAUCAUAAUAGAUCUUUUGAAAUCUGCCUGGAAGUGUCUUACUGUCUGAAGUAUUAUUUCUUAUUAAUUUAAGUUGUUACUUUCAAUGAAUUUCUCUUUAUUAGUUCACAAGUUGGAAACCGAAUUUAAAUUUACAUAGCGUUAAUUAAAAAGUUCACUUUUAGUAGAAGUUUUAAAAUUAUUCUCAUAGCAUUGUCAUUUAUUAUGCUCGUAACAUAAGUGAUGGUGUUAAGAUUUUAAACACAGAAUUAAGUAUAAGAAUGAUUAAUUAUUAAUUAUUAAAUAAACGUUUCCGUUAUAUGUGGUAACU
This is a messenger RNA of Hyposmocoma kahamanoa, 3677 nucleotides long. RefSeq lists its product as uncharacterized. Bases 281 to 1207 code for a protein of 308 amino acids. The transcript is spliced from 6 exons. NCBI's taxonomy places the organism in Eukaryota, Metazoa, Arthropoda, Insecta, Lepidoptera, Cosmopterigidae. The record is from RefSeq and is a predicted model, not a curated record.